Molecule: messenger RNA, 3047 nt
Organism: Condylura cristata (star-nosed mole)
Lineage: Eukaryota; Metazoa; Chordata; Mammalia; Eulipotyphla; Talpidae
Gene: DNAAF2
Product: dynein, axonemal, assembly factor 2
Exons: 3
Coding region: 62-2560 (832 amino acids)
Biological process (GO): axonemal dynein complex assembly
Cellular component (GO): cytoplasm
Source: RefSeq, a predicted model, not a curated record
CUAACGCAUCAGAGCUGCUCUCCCUUGGCCCUAGAGCAAGAGCCUUGGCCCGAGGGGUAGGAUGGCCAAGAAGGCAGCUGCUUCGGGACUAGAGGAGUUAGACCUGAGCGGAGAAGAGGUCCAACGACUCACCUCCGCCUUUCAGGACCCGGAGUUUCGGCGAAUGUUCGCCGAGUACGCCUCGGAGCUCAACGACCCAGAAAAUCGGCGGCGCUAUGAGGAGGAGAUCACCGCGCUGGAGCGUGAGCGCGGAGUGAAGGUGCAAUUUGUGCACCCGGAGCCAGGCCACGUGUUGCGCACCAGCCUGGACGGGGCGCGUCGCUGCUAUGUGAACAUCUGUAGCAAUGCGCUGGUGGGUGCGCCCAGCAGCCGGCCGCGCUCCGCGGGAGCGAGGUCGGGCAGCCAGUGGUCCCUUCCCUACAGCCUGGCUCCCAGCCGCGAGUACGCGGGAGGCCGCGGCGCCCGCUACACGGCCUACGACGUGGUUUUCCACCCAGAAGCGCUGGCGUUGGCUCGGCGACACGUGCGUUUCCGCCAGAUGCUGGACGCCACGGCCUUAGAGGCUGUGGAGAAGCAGUUCGGUGUAAAACUGGACCACAGGAAUGCCAAGACCCUGAAGAUCAAAUACAAGGGGACCCCGGAGGCCGCCGUCUUGCGCACGCCCCUGCCUGGGGGCGCCCCUACCCGGCCCGAAGAUGAGCCAGAGAGCCCGCUCCCGGAUUUCCCCUACCCUUACUCCGGUCCGGCCGUCACCGAGGACGCCCCGGUCUCCCAGCCCCAGGCGCCCUCCCCUCCUCCCGAGCCUGACCAGCCGCCUGCCCCCACCGAGCCUCGCUACAGCGUGGUGCAGCGCCACCACGUGGACCUCCAGGAUUACCGCUGCUCCCGGGACUCGGCUCCCAGCCCCGUGCCCCGGGAGCUGGUGGUGACCAUCGAGCUACCGUUGCUGCGCUCGGCCGAGCAGGCGGCGCUGGAGGUGACGGGGAAGCUUCUGAGCCUCGACUCGAGAAAACCCGACUACCAUCUGAAGCUGUCGCUCCCAUACCCCGUGGACGACAGCCGCGGCAAAGCGCAGUUCAACAAGGCCCGGCGGCAGCUGGUGGUGACGUUACCUGUGGCGCUGCCAGCCCCGCCCCCGGAGCCUGCCCCGGCGCCGGAAGUGUCGGGCGACGCGCCCGGAACUGACGGCACGCCCUGCGCUUCCCCUUGCGAGGAGGAGGCGGACCCGACGUGGCCUGACCAGCGGGAAGGCGACUCGGGUCCGUGUCCAGCCCGGACCCCUGACUACGCCGGCAACACCUCGGCGUGCACCGCUGGAGGGGAGCUUGUCUCCCAGCCCCGGGAGCGGGACUUCGGCGAGCGAAUGGCGGUGACUGCGGGAGUCCGCGAGGAGCCGGGUCCCGCAGCGGAGAGCUUGCCCGGGGGCGGUGGCGGUGGCGGAGGCUCGUUGUGUACUUCUUUCGGGGAUUUUGUUGGGGGACCUUCUGUAGGAAGAGGGGGUACAUGCGAAGACCUCGGUUUGGAGGUGCGCCUGGCGGGAGAGGGCUCCAGCAGCGAGCUAUCUGAUCGAGCCAUGGGUUGUCCCGAGGCCGACAGCGGGGGACUGUUGUGUCCUCCUCUGCACUGUACUCAGGACGAAGAAUCCCUGACCCUGCUAAUCCAAGUGCCUCAGAUUCAGUCGCAGAGUCUUCAAGGGGAUGUGAACCCCCUUCGGUACAAAUUGUGCUUCUCCACGCAAGACCUAGUUUAUUACUCCUUUGUUUUGCAAUUUGCUUCAGAGAAUAAAUUGAGUACUAAAGAACCAAUGGUUAGCAUUUCUUCAGACAAUGCAGUGAUAGAACUCGCAAAAUCGCCCGAGAGCUAUGGACAGUGGAGACAGUGGUAUUAUGGUAUAAACGACAGUUCUUUGGAGGAAAGGUUGUUUGUCAAUGAAGAAAAUGUAAAUGAGUUUCUUGAAGAAGUCUCAAGCUCUCCAUUCAAACAGACAAACCAUCCAGUACCGUUAAUUGAAGUUCUUCAGGUUUCUGAUAGUAAGAUUCAGAUUCAUGCCAAGUUUCAAGACUGUAGUGACUCUGAUCAACUACAUGAAAAGGAAGAAAAAGUCAAUGAAGGAAGUCAUCUGACUGAAAAAGAAAAUAUAGAACAUCCUACUACCUCAAUACCUGAUUCUGAUUCAUCCAUAGCAAUUAAAGCACCAGAAAUAGAAGGUGGUGGUACAGUUACAUGCUUGCAACAAGAGUCUCUUGAUGUUUCUCAGACUUUAUUUGGAAAGUGUCAGCAACCUGAGUUUCAAACAAAACCUGAAUCUGUAUCAGAAAAAUGUGCCAUUUACUUAAAUGAGAAAAAGGGUAAUUUAAAAGCAGCAGCAGUAACUGAAGAGAAGGAAUUAGAUGGACAUCACCUAUAUUCAUUACAGAACAAAACUAUAGUUCACAGUAUGACUGAUUUUGACAACAUAAAAGAAACCAAUAUGCAGGAUGGUAGUGUGACGAUUAUUAAAGAUCAUGUGACUCACUGUGCAUUCAGUUUUCAGAAUUCUUUGCUAUAUGACUUGGAUUAAUUUUGUGUAACUUUGAAGGUUAAAGGCUAAAAAUGGAAUUAAAAUAGAUUGUUAACUACUAUCUUAAAACUGAUAGUAUUCAAGGAAAUACAAGUUAAAAUUGAAAUUUGGAUUCUAGAGACUGGAGUUAAUGUUUUUGUAUCUGCAAAGUUCAUGCAACUUAAUUAUGGAUAUAAAUUUUGUGAUUUUCUUACGGAUGUAUAAUUUUUUAAUGGAGAAUUAAAUCUUCAGUUUUAAUAAUAUACAUUUUUCCAUGUGCGUUGUUUUUGGCUUAUCAUUCUUGCAGUCAGUUUUCACUGUGUUGUGUCACAAAAGUAAUUCUCAUAAAUGCAAAUAGCCAAAAAUAUGGAUGUAGGUAUGGGAGGUUAGAAACUUAAAAAUGCAUGUGUAAGUAUCACUAGGAUGUAUUUAUGUUCCAAUUCUUAGACUCUUAAAAUUUUACUAAUCUUCAAUUAUAGUACACAUACACGGAAUGAAGUUUAUUUUG